This is a messenger RNA of Ascoidea rubescens DSM 1968, 705 nucleotides long. RefSeq lists its product as uncharacterized. The transcript has a single exon. Lineage: Eukaryota; Fungi; Ascomycota; Saccharomycetes; Ascoideales; Ascoideaceae. The record is from RefSeq and is a predicted model, not a curated record. The coding region runs from base 71 to 442 and encodes 123 amino acids.
UGAGCGGGAGAAGGCUUCUGUUGCAGUAGGGCUGAACAAAAGUGAGUUGUGCUGGCAGUCAAAACCAACAAUGGAAGUGCUACGAUCGAAGAUUCUGGGAUUGAGGCUUGAAACAGAGAGGUCGGAGGGAGAGGCGAGGAAGUGCCGCGAGGAAAACAAGAAGUUGCAGCAGCAGAUUGACGAGAAGGACACUGCGAUCAAGAUGUUGACAAGCAAGAACGAGAGGGUAGAAAGCGAGUUGGAGACAGUGGAGGCCAGGUUGAAGGGGGUGUCCGAGAAGUACCACGCGCUCGACCUUAGUGCUGAGGCCAGCAGCAGGAAGAUCGAGAGCCUCGCCAGGGACAACGAGCAGCUCGAGAAGCAGUUGGAGGAGCUCGGCGGCAAGUACCAACAGGCGCAAAGGGAGCUCGACGAAAUCAGCUCCUCGUUGGACGUGCUCUAGCGCACGUGAGCAACAGCAGCCAACGGCGCGGGACUGCUGUCGGGCGUGCGCCGAGGCCCGACGGUGAGGAGCGAACGUUAUCCAAACUCAAUUUCUUUGUCUGUGUCUGAAAGGUGUAUAUAUUCCCAUCUCACGUCCACUUCGUCCUUCUCUUGUUUCUCUUGUUUCUCUUGUUUCCUUUCGCUCCACUGUCCUCUCUCCCAAAAAAAAAUUUUCACUCCAAUUUCUUUUCAGUGGCUGUUUGCUCCUCUCUUAUUUAUCUU